UUUAAGAUGUCAGCAACAAAGGCAAGCGAUCCAAGAAAAGCAUUAUGGCUCAUGCGCCUAAGCUCCGCGUUAAGAACCUUACUUGCCUGCACCAUCGUCGGUUGCACCACCCUCUACGGUCCUGCACCGCUCCGCCACUUUUUAUCAUACCCAUCCAUUUCUUAUGUUACAACAAUUCUAAUUGUAUCAGAUUCUACACUCGGCGACACUCUUAGAGGCAGUUUCCAUGCUUUAUACGCUAGCAUUCAAGCAAUUAUUCCUUCUAUGUUAAUUUUAUGGGUUAUCGGACCGGCUAGGUUCACUGUUGCGUUAGCAGCGGCGUCAGUGGCGAUUACUUCCUUGGCGGUGGCUUUUCCGGCGUCAACUCCUUUGAUGGCUAAGAGAAUUGCAUUUGCACAGAUUGUGACCGUUUAUGUUGGAGCAGUUAUUUAUGGUACAAGAACAGAGGGGGUGAUGCACCCGCUUCAUGUCGCUUCAAGUACGGCCUUGGGGGCUUUGGCUUCUGUAUUGGCUCUGCUGCUUCCAUAUCCUCGGCUAGCUUACUGUGAGGUGAACAAAACAUGCAGAUUAUACGUUGAGAAUGCUUCAAAGAGAAUUAACCUCUUUAUGGAGGCCUUCAAUGCCCAAGACAACCAAACUGCGAGACAUUUCAUUUCACAGGCAGAACUCUUAUCAGAAACAGGAAUCAAACACCUCCAAACCAUAAAAAAUGCUCAAAGAGGUAUCAUCUGGGAAAAGCCGCAGAUCAAUUUCUCAAAGCCUAAUUGCAUCGACCCAGUUCAAGUUUUGCAGCAAUUAGAAAUACCAAUAAAAGGAAUGGAAAUUGCUCUUACCUCUCGCUCUGCAUUUCCUGUUAGUGUAAUCAAUGAAGGGCUUACAGAAGUAUUACUGAGCAUGAAAGGUAAAAUAGGCUUAAAAUUAGAGCAAGCAAAGUGUUUUGCACCUUUUGAUGCAACAACAGAACCAGAGACAACGGGGGAAUUUUCAGACAACCCUCUUUGGAGUCGCACAACUAUUGCCGCGAACCACGAGGAAUUGCCUGAUUUCUUCUUCUUAUACUGUAUGGAACUUCUGCAAUGGGACUCGCAUAUCAGUCGAAGUCCAGAAUGCACUGUAAGGAACAAACAGAAAGUAGAAAUUAAUAAUGGAAAAGAUCAAGUAAUUAAGGGUAUCCUCCAAAGGAUUUGGAAAGGCACCGGUAUGAUAUUAAGCAGGGAAAGAUGGAUGUUUGCGGUCAAAUGUUCACUUUCUCUGGGUUUUGCUGUUCUAUUUGGACUGAUAUUUGAUAAAGAAAACGCAUACUGGUCAGGACUAACUAUUGCCAUUACUUUUGCGGAAGGAAGGGAACCUACAUUUACGCUUGCAAAUGCUCGUGCACAAGGGACUGCAAUGGGGUCAGUCUACGGAAUCCUGUGUUCGUUCAUUUUCAGAAGAUCUUUGGACUUGAGGUUCUUACUUCUUCUCCCUUGGAUCAUUUUCACCAGUUUUCUCAGGCAUAGCAGAAUGUAUGGACAAGCCGGCGGGAUUUCAGCUGUUACAGGAGCAAUGUUAAUCUUGGGCAGGCAAAAUUAUGGCUCUCCCAGCCAGUUUGCAAUUGCAAGAAUCACGGAGGCUUGCAUUGGAUUAAUAUGCUUCAUUACAAUAGAGAUCCUACUGCAACCAGCAAGAGCAGCAACUCUCGCAAAAACUGAACUUGUCUGUAGUCUGAGGGCAAUCAGAGAUUGCAUUGAGGAUAUUGCUCUUUUAUCUGAUAAAAGGAGCAUUUCCUCAUCACUUCCUCUAGAUUUAAGAGAAAAGCAGAAGACUCUGGAUUCUCGUAUCAACCAAAUGGAGAAAUUCAUUGUUGAAGCUGCAUUAGAGCCUAAUUUUUGGUUCUUGCCUUUUCAUGAUGUUUGUUAUGAUAAAGUCUUAAGAUCUUUAAGAAAGAUGCAAGACCUCUGGCUAUUUUCAGCCUAUAACACUGAGAUUUUCUCAGAAAUAUCAGAAAAGUUAGGACUAGAUUGGGAGGAGCUAGCAGAACAUAUUGAAUAUGAUCUAGAUCAUUUUCAACGAAAGAUUUGCCCUUCACUGAGAUGCCUUGAAGAGUUGAUCUCAAUCAAGUCUAUGGCAGCGCUUGAAAAUGAGCGGCAGAAGAAAAGCAUGACUCAUGACAUUGAAUUGGGAAAAUCAACAAAAAUAAAUGUGUCUACAAAUCAGAGUCUAGAGGAGUUUGCAGUUCCAGAGAUUGUGAAUUCUUUCCUUGAAAAUUCAAGGGAAAUAGCUAGAAAGGUUAAUGCGUCCAAAGGUGAGCAGAAGCUUAAGAGUUGGAUGAUACUUUGCUUAAAUGGCCUAGGGUUCUGCAUCAAGAAUUUGCUCAGAGAGACGAUAGAGAUUGAGAAAGAAAUAGACAAACUAAUUGCAUGGGAGAAUCCCACAAGGCACAUUAACUUUGCAUGAAAUUUACAUUAAAAUCAAGGUUCUGCAUGCAAAACAGUAUAUCUCUACCACCAUGUAAUAUCAUAAAUAUGGGUCAUAUACAAUGUAGUAUUUUUUUGCUUUUUGUUUAGACAAAAAAAAAAGGAUGGAAGUUCA
Jatropha curcas is the source of this 2571-nucleotide messenger RNA. RefSeq names its product fusaric acid resistance family protein. The record is from RefSeq and is a predicted model, not a curated record. Gene Ontology annotation, cellular component: plasma membrane. NCBI's taxonomy places the organism in Eukaryota, Viridiplantae, Streptophyta, Magnoliopsida, Malpighiales, Euphorbiaceae.